This is a messenger RNA of Brassica napus (rape), 1044 nucleotides long. RefSeq lists its product as uncharacterized. The transcript has 4 exons. Bases 175 to 813 code for a protein of 212 amino acids. The record is from RefSeq and is a predicted model, not a curated record. Lineage: Eukaryota; Viridiplantae; Streptophyta; Magnoliopsida; Brassicales; Brassicaceae.
GCUGUAAUGCAAAAUGGACCUUGUUAAAACUAGAUGGGCCUAAAACUAGAUGGGCCUUGUUCGAGUCCUCUCGACUCAAUCCGCGCGUUUUAACUCACUCAGACAGGUUAUGUUUUAGCGGCGGAGUAGUUACUAGGUCGUAAACGUGAACACGACCUGUCUGUAUUGUCAGCGAUGGAACUAGACUUCAAGUGUUCGGAUGUCGGAGUCUGGAAGAAGGCUCUGUCUUCCUACGAAUCAAAAGUCGAGUCUCUGAACAAACCAGACCUCGUCUCUCUCGACCAAUACUACCGCGUCGAGCUCCCUAGUCUUCUUCACGGCCGAGACCCUAACCCUUACCUCACCACCUCCGAGCUUUCUCAGCUCAUGAAAUGGAAGCUCUCUCGCGGCAAAUGGCGGCCGCGUCUGCUCGACUUCGUGUCGUCUCUGGACGAUUCGGUGGUGAAGUCUGCUUCUGAGAAGGCUUUCAAAUCGCUCCCUGACAUCUCCAAGGCUGUGAAUGAGCUCACCGUGCUUAAAGGCGUGGGUCCCGCAACUGCCUCCGCUGUUCUGGCUGCUUACGCUCCCGACAUUGCUCCGUUUAUGUCCGACGAGGCAAUGGAGGUGGCUCUUGGGAACUCAAAGGAUUACUCUUUGAAGCGAUACUUGUUGUUUGUCACUAAGCUACAGAAAAAGUCAAAGGAAUUAAAGUUGGAAGGAGAGUGGGGUGGGGCUUCAGAUGUUGAGAGAGCUCUAUGGAAUUGUACUGUGCGUUCCAAGUCAAAGCCAGCCGAGAAGAGCUCAUCGGAGAAGAAAAGAAAACGUAAGGAGUAACCAACCACCAAAGAACCCUGUUGUAGUAUAUUCAUUCAGUUAUCAUCGGCUAUUUUUUUUCUCAUAAUCUGGACGAAUAUCUAGCAGAUUUUGUCAUUCCCCUUGUUUGGUUACUUUCUUGCUAAUUCGUGUUCUAUCUGUUUUAAGAUCUACCAUGAAAGUCUCUGUAAGUUUUCCUGAAUUUUUGAACUACUCUAGUAGUAAUACUAGUAUGCCUAUCCAUUUUCAUGA